AUGGCGACACCCAAGAAAGGUUACGGCCGAUAUCGGUCUUGGAGUCCAGUUAGAGAUGAAGAAUCAACAACUAAUACUAAUUUAAUUGAAGCUUCGACUUCAGAUCCACAAGUUGUAAAGAAAAAGCCAUGUAUAACUUUUACACCGUUCUUUUUGUUAAUACUUGUUAUAAGUGUUAUGUUUUUGUUGGGAGUUUUACUGGGAUAUUAUGUUCGAGAAAGUCAAAUUUAUGACAACGAAAGUAUUUUGAACGAUUACAAUAAGUGCUUAGUUUCUAAUAAAAAUACAGAUGAAAAGGAAAAGUUGGAGUCCAUCCAUGAAGAUGUCAUGUACUUUUUAACUGGUGACAGAAUUUCAAAGUUUGUAAAAGAUUUUGGAACUACAGAUCCACAAGAUGGCAGUGUUUUAGAGAAAAAGUUAGAAACUACAGUUUUAAAAGAAUUUGAGAAAUAUCAUUUAGACAAUAUUAAGAUUGAUAAACAUAAAAUAUCAGUCACUUAUCCCCAUUCAACUAAACCCAACACUUUACAAAUCUAUCAGAAUAAUCAGAGAUAUAAAAAAUUUACACUGAAAAAUAGUCCAGUUGGUAGAGAAGAUAAUACAGUCGGUGAUGCCAAGUUUCCUUAUGUUGCAUUUACACACAGUGGGAAAGCAAAGGGUAAAUUGGUAUUUGGUCAGUUUGGAAGAAUAUCUGAUUUUCUACUAUUACAACAUCAAGUAGAAUUAAACAAUACUAUUUUAUUAUUACAAAUAGGACAAAUAUCAAUUAGACAAAAGAUUAUUACAGCAGUAGAAUAUGGAGUUAAAGGAAUAUUAUUAUACUGGGAUAAAGACAGUAAAGAUUCUACAGCAACUGAGUCAUCUGUGAUACCAUUUACUUCUGCUGGACCUUAUACAGAAGGAGAGAAGUUACCAUCUAUACCAGUACAGACUAUAUCUACAGAUCAAGCUGAUUGGUUAUUUAAUAAUAAUAUUGUAUGUUCCAAUUUAUGGCAGAGAAAAACAUCUUUAAACUGUCCAACAAGUGAUAAUACUGUAGAGUUAUCUACCUUUAACAUCAAGAAAAAUAAAGAUAUAACUAAUAUUAUAGCUACUAUUAAUGGUGAAAAAGAACAAGAUCGUUAUGUGGUGGUUGGAGCACCAAGAUCAGCUUUCCCUACAGAUGGUAAUGAUGUUAUAUCAAAUACAGCUUUCAUAGUACAACUAGCUAGAAGCUUAACUCGUGUUCAACAGUUACAGAAUUGGAAACCAAGAAGAAGUAUAAAGAUUGUAUCUUGGGGUGGUGCUGAAUUCUCCAAUACUGGUCUUGAUUCAUAUGUUCAGACUCAAAAAGAAAUAUUAAAGAGAAGAGCUAUAGCAUAUUUAGAUAUAAAUCAGUUGGUAUUAGGAGAUGAGUCUAUUAUGGCUACCCUAUCACCAGCAUAUCAAACUUUACUCAGUAUAGUUACUACCAAGGUACCAGAUCCUAAAUAUCCUGAAGCAACAAUACAUGAUAAACUAAUGGCUACUGUAGGUGAUUUAACUAUUGGACAGAAAGUACCAUUUAUUAAUUAUAAUAAAGUACCAAUAGACAAUAUCUUCUUACAUCAACUUGGUGUACCAUCUGUACAUUUACAAUAUGUUGGACAAAAUCAGACUUAUGUACCAUUAUCUACCAUGGUGACAGAAGAAAAACAACAUCAUUAUAAAUAUCAUGCAGCUGUUGGUAGAGUUAUGGUUCUUGUUUUAUUACGUCUGGUUGAUGAAGAAUUAAUACCCUAUUCUAUAGAAGAUUAUUGUCAUGAUCUACAUGUAAAUCUCUGGACAGCCUCUGAACAAUUAGCAGAUUGUUCUCGUAAUAAAAUAGAUCUCAGUGAUGCUAUAUCAACAGUAGAUGAUGUGUUAGAAACUAGUAAAACAUUAGAGAAAUAUAUACAGACAUAUUUAACAGUUGAUAAUGUAUACUCUAUAAGAUCUAUUAAUGAUAUCAAAAUGUUAUUAGACAAGUUCUUCCUAUAUACAUCAAAUGGGACCACAUCAAAUAUACUCUACCCGUUUGAUAGUAAUGGUGUUAUUAGUCAUAUUGAUGAACUGUGUCAAAUAGGAAAAACAACUAAAGAUUGGACACAGUCUAAAAUAUAUCAAAAACAGUUAGAAAACAGUCUGAAUGGAAUAUAUUAUAGUUUACGUUCUAGUGGUUAA
This is a messenger RNA of Lottia gigantea (owl limpet), 2181 nucleotides long. RefSeq lists its product as hypothetical. The record is from RefSeq and is a predicted model, not a curated record. The transcript has 12 exons. Gene Ontology annotation, molecular function: carboxypeptidase activity. NCBI's taxonomy places the organism in Eukaryota, Metazoa, Mollusca, Gastropoda, Lottiidae. The coding region runs from base 1 to 2181 and encodes 726 amino acids.